This is a messenger RNA of Clunio marinus, 438 nucleotides long. The record is from the annotation of a GenBank genome assembly. Lineage: Eukaryota; Metazoa; Arthropoda; Insecta; Diptera; Chironomidae.
AUGAAUGUUAUUGAACUAAACUGUAAUGCUGCAGAAAUUUCCCAUGAAAUCCUCUGUCUCAAUAUCAACUCAUCGAUUCUCAAGGCCAACAGUGAGAAACCCAACAAAAUUAUUAAAGCAAUUCUUCCAACACAUCAUCAAGAACAGCAGCCCAGAAAAAAAAACAAAACAAAAAAUUGGAUGAUGGAUUUAAUUGUUGGGUCAUUUGAUAUUCUCGUCAUGGCGAAUUUUGAAUUUAUGGUGAUGGCAAAAAUACCAAAAACAAAACUUUUAAAAGCAUUUCGUGAUUUUCCAAUUCAAGAUGUUUUAUUGCUUAUCAAAAAAACACUUAAAAUUGCUCCACAGGCUCUAAUGAGAAUUCAUUAUAAUCACGAAUUACUUCAUCGUUUAAAAUGUCUGAAUCAACAACUUACGAUCAAUGCACAUGAUCAACGAUAA